UAAAGACAGGGUUUCGCCUGGUGCCGCGUCACCGAAAGUAGCGAACCCCAUUCAAUCGUACGGGGUUUGGGCUCCGCAGCCUCCGGAGCUCCCUCGUUAAGUUAAUUCUCUCAACGAUAGCGAGAGAGGCAUUGAUGAAGCUUUUUUUUUCUCUUGAGUGCUCUUCGGAUAGCACGGGCAGUCUGUCUGAGUGUUUUCCUCGGAAGGGUGGCUUAGAUUCCAUGGUAUGACCUCAAUUCGACGGGAAUAUAAUUACCCCAAGGUCAGACUCACUCAGACAUGGCACGUAGAUAAUAACGCUUCCCUCUCUCUCUCUCUCUCUCUCUUCCUUGUUCUUUCUCUCACAUUCUUGCCGCCCCCAUCUGUGUACUCCUCUGUCUCGAUCUGCUAUGACUGCAUCAUCACCACCACCACCACCACCACCACCACCACCACCAAGAUCUUUUUAGUGCAGUGUCUUUCUCGAGCGGUACAAGAAACCCUGUCUGGGACAGCUGUCGCCGUUUUAGGUCACCUCAGUUCCUGUUCCUUGUCAGACCCCAAGUUGAUUUGCUCGUUACCUUGGUUGUUCCUGUUGCAUACCUCGACUCAAUCUCAGGCGACACAGAAACAGAAACGAAGAAGCGAGAGAUCGGACCAGACCAGACCAGGGUUGCCAGGGCCUCAAAUUCUCAUCACCGCUGGUGUCUUCGUGUCAGAGGCUACAGGUGCACUAGCCACAAGCGAAUCCCUUGAAUCUGAUGUUUCGGAUUUCCAUGUUUUAGCACAAUUGCAAAAGGUACGUAUUUUUAUGUUUCUCGUCUGAAUAUUCGUAUCCAAUGCAAUUGGUGGUUUUGCUUUCUCAUCUUAUGCCUUGAUCUUCAGUUACGCGCCCUGUUUUUGUGUCUUUUACUUGAUUCAUCAAUAGUCUUGAUCUUGAAUCAUGUACUCAGUCCCAAGUGGGAUGAAAGCGGAUAGUAUCAAUCUCAGACAAUCUUGCAUCGAUACUGCACCUGCCACAAUGCCGAUCACCUGUCAGAAAAGCAGGAUAUUGGGUGUUGAUUGUUUUUCUUCAUCGUCUCUUUGCUGCAAAUCGCCCUCUGCCAUCACCGCUAGUUCUUCUGCCUGGUGAUAUGAGCAUUCCUCACAGCCAUUCACAAGAUGUUCUGCUCUGCACAAUACGACGCCAACAAUACAAAUCAACAGCCCCUGCUUCUUGAGUCCCCAUCCCCAGUCCCGUAAUCCUCUGCCCUGUUUCUCCACCCGCUUCCUGUUCCUUGUCCACGUCCUUGCGCAUCAGCAUCAUCCCCACUGCCUGCGGCCAACCGCCCGCGAGAACAAGGCGUGACCCUUCCUAAUCCUGGUCCCUUGACGCCUCUAGGCGCAGAGUCUAGUGCCCAAAUCUGGGCGGGAUGCAAGCCUGGGUAGGGACAUCGACAACUUCAGGAUCCAAUGCCAGCGCAUGAAUUUAUUCACUUGGGGAAUUGAUGAGCACUGCCGUUUUAUUGUCCUGUGCUUUUUCUUUCUUUUUUCUGAUGCCGGGCCAGACCAGACCGGACCAUACAGACCCAUCUCAUCACCGCUGCUGCAACACUGCAACACACCGUCUCGUUUUUAUUUACUCGUGCUCAUCUUUAGUUGGCCCCCCCUUGUAUUCCAUUCUAAUCCAUCACCCUCGUCUCAUCUCCAAUAUAACGCCCUGGAUCUAUUAGACCUGGGUAUGGUCCCGCUCACAUGUUCACAUUCACAUUCACAUUCAAAUUCAAGCUAUUGUCUUGUUCUUGGCUUAUAACCAGCCCUGUCCCUCCCUUACGCGCGUGCUAGACUCACAAAUUGCUAUUCUGCGUGUGUCUACGUCUUACACUGCUCUGCUCUUUGUUUUGAAAGCAUCUGAGCGCAUACCUCCACUUCCUGCGCCUACAUCAUCCUUUUACACCCACUACUUUUUUUAUACGUUGCAUUCCUAAUUCUCGCUCCUUGGCUGGUACCACCCGCAUUUUCUCUUGGCUUUAUUGGCCUCGUCAUCGUUGAAAUCAUUUCAGUGCAGUACACGAGAGUACAGUUGUUAACCGCCAUGACAACAACAGCUUCAGUCCCUGAAUCACCACAGCGUCGAUCCGCUUGGGUUCCUUCUCACGAAAACAUCUACUAUCGACCUCGUCUCAACAAGAAGAAGCCUGUAUCGGCUGGUCGAUUUCCCGCGCCGUUAAUCGGUCCCCGAAGAUCUCGCCCCCAAGCAAUUCACAUCGUUAGCUAUCCUUCGGGAUACGUUCCACGAGAACUACGAGCAGAGAGUAGACCUCAAACACCCGAAUUGCUUGUCGAGCCUCGACGCGCACCUUCGUUGCAGCCGACUGCUACUAACACGUCUAACGCGAGUAACAGCACCAGCGAUUACUUCAGCAACGGUGUAAGCAGUAGCCGGAGAAAGAAAAGCUUCAAACCUCGCGCCGCCGUGCGCCGCAGAGAUAAGCUCCUCAACUCAUUUACCUUUACGAACCCUGACUCUGGCUCUGAACCUUCAUCGGCAUCAAACUCAGUAUCUGCAGGCAUUGAUACUUCGGGUCUCGCAGCAGCCGAAGCGCUAUCGACAAGUACAGGUAUUGACCGCUCAACUGGGCAAAGUGUGAGCGCUAUUUCAAGUACAGCAAGACCAAGUACAAGGACCUCGAAUACAGGCCACUCAAUUGGUCAGUCGUGCCAAUUGGACCUGGACCUUCCCGGCGAGUCUGCGAUUGGGUCGAGAUUUACUGGGGCAGGUGCAUCCCCGCCAGCAUAUGACGACAUAAGCUCACGCCCCGGUUCCGCGGCACCUGUUGGUAUUGACUUAGUCUCUGCAUCCACUGUAGCGCCUGUUACCAACAACUCCAAUUCUGCCAAUUGCAACUCCAGCACCAGCAGCAAUAACCAGACACAAUCAGCCGCCGCUGCAACAAUGGCGACUGCACGAUCUUCGCAUCCGUCGUUGGCGUCGACCAACCCCAAUCGCAACAGCUUCAUGUCGGCUCGUUCAUCAAAAUCUGCCGUCACUUCAGUCUCUGAGUUGCCGAAACCCGUCGCUUCCGGCAGUGGCGUGUCAUGCUCAAUUCUUCUCGCUGAGCCAAACAUUUUUCUCUCAGGUUUUGAUCAUGAUGGCCACGGUCACCGCGAAGGCCAGAGCGGUACCGCUCUAUUGAGAGGCAAACUUCAAUUGCGAGUCACAAAAAAUGUCAAGAUCAAAGCCGUUCAACUCAAACUUCUUGGCCGUGCUCGCACUGAGUGGCCUGAAGGCAUCCCUCCCCUCAAACAAGAUGUGUUCGAAGAGGAGAGCCUGCGCACUCAAGUACUUACAUUUUUCAAUGCCAUGAAUGACGGCUGGGAGUCCGACUAUGGCAAUCAAUGCACUUAUCGCCUCAAGAGCAGUUCUCCUAAUGGCAGCUCUACAAACCUCGUCCGCCCCAACCCAUCAUCAUCUCUGACCCCGCAUCAAAAUAACCUUUCUGCCAAAGAAAUCAAACGCUUAUCUUUGCAAAGCGUCCAAUCGCGAAGUUUCCAAAAGGGUGACAGUCCUGUUGCCACUCCUACACAAGCCAAGGGAUACAAGGUCUUCUACCCCGGUACUUAUGACUAUACUUUUGAACUACCCAUCGACCACCACCAGCUAGAAACAACCAAGCUGCAGUAUGGAUCUGUUAAGUGGGAAUUGCAUGCCACAGUCGACCGAGCUGGAGCUUUCAAGCCUAAUCUCCAUGGCACCAAGGAAGUGUCUAUUGUUCGCGUGCCUGAUCAACUCUCCCUUGAGAUGACAGAACCCAUUUCGAUUAGUCGCCAGUGGGAAGACCAGCUGCACUAUGAUAUUGUUAUCUCGGGCAAGAGCUUCCCUAUUGGUAGCAAGAUCCCCAUUGCAUUUAAACUUACACCACUUGCCAAGGUUCAGGUACAUAAGCUCAAGGUUUAUGUAACGGAAUCGAUUGAGUACUGGACCAACGAUAAGCGAGUAACACGUAAAGACCCAGGCCGCAAGAUCUUGCUACUCGAAAAGUCUGCUGGAAAGCCUCUCGAUUCGUCCUACGCCUCAUCUGAAAUCCGAACUCUCCGCGGCGGCGAACUCGACCCUGAGCAGCGACGGGAGGCUCGUGAAGCAGCGGCUCGAAGACGCGCACAAGAUGCUGCCCGAAGACAGACCACGGCCGAGCCCCUUCCUGAGCCUUCGGCCAACCUCCUGGGCGACCUGGAUCUGGGACUCGAGACCAUCUGGGGUUCAACAGAAAUCGAAGCCAAUGUGCAGAUUCCUACAUGUGAGAUGAUGGCCAAGAACAAGGAGCUACGACUCAACCCUGACUGCAGCUGGAAGAAUGUCAAUGUCUUCCAUUGGAUCAAGGUUGUUAUGCGAAUCAGCCGUAUUGAUCCUGAGGAUCCCAGUGGCACAAAGCGCCGACACUUCGAGAUCAGCAUUGAUUCGCCAUUCACUGUUCUCAACUGCCGUGCCACUCACGCCAACACUAAUCUUCCUGCUUAUUCAGGCGCCAACUGCAACGGCACCACUUAUCAGUCUACUUGUGGAUGCCCCGAUGCUUUCACCGUUCCCACCGAUGCUUCGCCUAGUUCUUCAGAAGGCUCAUUACCCGGUGUUAACCCUAACGCUGAGAACCUUCCGGCGCCACCACAGGCUGCCCAUUUGGCAGAUGGCGUUAGUGGACAACAAGAGCCCCGCCCGAUCCAUCUGCUCAGAGUUCCAAGCUUCAACCCUCCCGCCUUCGAAGACGAUAUCGCGCCACCUCCUGCUGCCGAGCUUGUCACAGAUAUACCUGAGCCUGUGAUGACUCCUCCACCACAGUACGAUGUUGUGGUCGGAACCCCCAGUGUCGACGGUUUGGCGGAUUACUUUGCACGAUUGGCCGAUGCAGGCUUUGAGGGACAUGAGGAUUCAGAGUCGGAUCCUGAUGAUUCUCCACCUAGAAUCCUGGACCGAACUGGGCGUGUCAAUGUCGCCAACCCCCGAACCCCUGGAGGCCGAAGGAUGCCAAGUCGAAGUCUGGAAAUUUCCCGACCCACCAUUCAACUCGAUAUGAAUGCUCUCCGCGCCCGAGCUGGGCGGGCAGUGUGAAGAGCACUGGCCGUCUGUGUUUGGAUAUGAUAGGAGAGAGAUAUUCUAUAAAGACAUACUCAGCUUGAGCUUGCCAAGAGUACAUAUUGGCGUCUACGCUAUUUACGACAUUUACGUGUUUUUAUUUGUUUGUGUUUUGUCUAAAGGUUGUAACAAUCAAGCAUAUGGGUUGCAUUUGGCAUGGCUGGAAUGGAUAAGGACUUGAUGGCGUUACAUCUUGCUGCACGUUUCAAGGGCCAGGCGUUCACAAAGAGGAAAAGGAUGUUAUGCAAGCCAGCUAUUCAGGAUUCAUUUAAGCGAAGGAAGGGAGGAUAUACCUUGGGUUUUUGGUUAGGACAUAUGCGCUGGAUGAACGCAUAACCACGUAUCGAUACCACAUCGUUUCCUUGACACUAUCAAUAUAUUUAGCCCGAUAUGGUUUUUUGUGCUACCAUUUGGUCCGUUCCAUGUUAGAUAAGCGAGUUGAAUACGCACCUUGUUUGGAUAUAAAUAGACAGUUAUUGAAGGAUGUUAUGAAGAUCGUUUAAGGAUCGAGCCGUGACGUUCAG
Molecule: messenger RNA, 5613 nt
Organism: Fusarium verticillioides 7600
Lineage: Eukaryota; Fungi; Ascomycota; Sordariomycetes; Hypocreales; Nectriaceae
Exons: 3
Coding region: 2054-5065 (1003 amino acids)
Biological process (GO): ubiquitin-dependent endocytosis
Cellular component (GO): cytoplasm; cytosol
Molecular function (GO): ubiquitin protein ligase binding; protein-macromolecule adaptor activity
Source: RefSeq, a predicted model, not a curated record